Mercurialis annua (annual mercury) is the source of this 1186-nucleotide messenger RNA. RefSeq lists its product as uncharacterized. NCBI's taxonomy places the organism in Eukaryota, Viridiplantae, Streptophyta, Magnoliopsida, Malpighiales, Euphorbiaceae. Bases 82 to 1083 code for a protein of 333 amino acids. The transcript has 6 exons. The record is from RefSeq and is a predicted model, not a curated record.
UGAUUCUCCUUUCACCUUCCUUAUAAAUUAAUAACUAUAAAUAGCCCGCUAGGGUUUUUGAAGACUAGAGAAACUGAAACCAUGACAAUAGCAUCAAUGCUCAACGUGAAUCCAUCGACAUGGAAUCGGAAGCAGAGCGGUUUACUUCCGCCUCCACCGCCAUCCUCGUUCUCCUUCCGUCGGAAAACCCUAAAUAAUCUCUUCAAAUCCUCAUCAAAAUUCUGCUGCAGCAGUAGGCAAGUUACUACUGCUAUAGAACACCCAAAUAAUAACAUUCAUCGGACUGCCGUGGGACCUUUAAAAAUGGAACAGUGCAGUUUAGAGGGUGUUUGUAACGCCGGUAAGACUAUGAAACGUCGAGCUGUGGGUAUAACAGUGGUGUUAGCUUUGUUACUGAUGAAGGCGGCGUGCUAUAGUAGUUAUCCCGCUUGGGCUUCAUGUCUCCAAACUGAACACUGCUCCGCCACUUCCUUGCCGGCUGAUUAUCGCCGGGAGAGUGAAUGGUGUGGUGAACUUGAAAUUAUUGUUUUUAGUAUCUUAGCCCUGUGUAUAUUCAAAGUGGUAUCUGAUUUAGGAGGACCCAACAGCGUUAUCGAACUUCAGGUUGGAUUUUUUGGUCCUGUGCCAUCACUUCAGCAGGAUCUCGAUGAAGCAUACACUUUCAAUUCUAACCGUAUAGUAUUAUAUAUGGCGGCGCGUGCUUUAUAUCCGCACUCUAAUAACAGCUUUUCUGGCUAUGUAUCUGUAAAAUGGGUAGAAUAUGCCAUGUUUGCAAGAAAAGUAUGCAACGAAAUCUUUGACAGACGUACACUUACAAAGAAAAGGAGUAAAAAUCUUUCGUGUGAUGAAUAUACGGUGGUGACAAUUAUUAUAGCUGUUGAUGAGGAACAACAACUACCAAAGAUAAAGAGUUGUGGAGAUCUUCAGAGUGUUCUGCUUAAGCUUAAAGCCAUAGGAGCAGAUCAAGGACAUGUAUCUAUGAACAUUGCAUUUGCAUUGCGUUAUGAAAACGUAACCAAACAAGAGCUGGAAUUGUAUUAUCCAGAAUUGAGUAAAGCUAAAUAUUUUGAUGUACCGUAUUAAUUUCUAUUUAAUUAUUCGACAGUAUUUAUAUUUAUUUUCCUAAUUAUUUGAACAAUCUCAAAUUAUUGUAUUUCUCUAAUUAAUGAACGCAAUAGCUAAUAAA